This is a messenger RNA of Colletotrichum godetiae, 1891 nucleotides long. RefSeq names its product CCCH zinc finger DNA binding protein. The record is from RefSeq and is a predicted model, not a curated record. The coding region runs from base 313 to 1644 and encodes 443 amino acids. The transcript has 5 exons. NCBI's taxonomy places the organism in Eukaryota, Fungi, Ascomycota, Sordariomycetes, Glomerellales, Glomerellaceae.
AAUGCAGCCAACCACUCGCCGCAGCAGGCCAACUAAUAUGCGGCCAGCCCCGAAAACUGGAAAUGCGGCGGUUCUGUUGGAGGUGGCCUGGCGUCAAACCAUGUGCCACAGUAUCGGCCUCUCUCAUUCGCCGGUGGCAAUGCAGUGCAACCAACCCGUACGCCUCGGGGCCCCCAAGGCUGCGUGACUUGACCGCGUGGGCAGCUAUACUUAAGUCGAAGGAUUUACCGCUCUCCGAAUUAUGAUCAAAAUUGUACUUUGCGCACUCGUCGUCUUCCGAUUGAGUCACACUGAAUCCACUGGGUAUCCGACAUGUCCACCGCGACGAGCAUACGGACGUUGUCGCUGGAGGAGAGAUGGCAAGUGUGCAAAAGCCAGGAUGACCGCAAGGCUUCACUCAUCGAGGACUUAUUUUCCCACAUUGCAGAACUUACCGGCAAGCUUUCUGAGGUUGAGAGGGACCUUGAGGAGAGGAAGAUGCUUGUCAAAUCUCUAUGGGCCACCAAUGAUCAGAACAAAAAGUUAACCGAAAAGCUGCGAAAUGACAAGGAGAAACAUUGUGUCGCAAUGGUCCUUAUUGACGGCGAUUGUAUGCCGUUUUUGGAUGACCUUGUUGAGCAAGGACUUGAUGGAGGCAAGAAGGCUGCAAGUCUUUUGCGCCUGGCAACUUUUGACGAGCUGAAAGCAGUUGAUCCUUGCCUCCCGCACCAUUUGCAAGUUUCCGUCCGUGUUUACGCCAACAUGAAGGGUCUGGCCAAGACCUACAUCGAAGCGGGUAUCAUUUCACACCCAGGCGUUUUGGAUGAGUUCAUCCGAGGCUUCAACAUGAAGAAUCCCAUGUGCGACUUCGUUGAUGCAGGUAAUGGCAAGGAAUGUGCGGAUGAAAAGCUAAAGGCGAAUUUUGAGUUCGGUGUGUCGGAUGUUCACUGCCGGCAUGUCUUGUUCGGUGCUUCGGCAGACAGCGGUUACGCUCGCUUGUUGGGAUCGCAUCUCGACGAUGAGGUGAUUCGCAAGAAAGUUAUACUCCUCGAAGGUCCUCCAUUCGCGCAGGAGUUGGCGGAGAUGAAAGACCAGUUCCGAGUCGCUUCUUUCAACAGGGUCUUCAGGCGACACAAGCUGCUCAACAACAUCAAGCGCAAGGUAUCAUACAGCAUUACACCCCCAUCGACACCUUCAACCAACUAUGCUUCAGCCGCUGCAAAAACUCCAUCGAGUUUAUUUGGAGACCAACCGGUCCGUCAGCAAGCCACAGUUGACUCCACGAUACCUUUGCCCACCUUGGGACAGGUGCUUCGAAAUACUGCCGGGCAACGAGUUGAUUCACCGCUCGCUUCUGUUACUCACCAAGAGUUCAUCUUGAUGAAAAGCCGGAAGUUGUGCAACAGUUUCCAUCUUUUGGGCAGAUGUCCCUAUCGAGACUUGUAUGGGAAGUGCUCACACGAGCAUAGAGGCAAGCUGAGCCCGAGAGAGUUGCAAGUUCUUUGGGCCGUCGCUCGUCAAUCUCAUUGCCACGCGGGUCUGAGUUGCACCGAACCGACUUGCGUAUUUGGCCAUCAGUGCCCUCGUGAGAGUUGUAAUGGGGCGAGCUGUCGCCUGAAAUUUCCUCUCGAGUUGCAUAACAUUGACAAAAGACCUACCCGAUGAGACUGAGCGGCUGAGUGAGAAUAUACUACUAGCAAACCUCCGAUAUAACGGUAUCAUCAUCUAAAAAGUGUCCGUUUACGGGUCAGCAAAGCAUUGUUUCAGUCAGGACGGAAUGGAGUAUGUUGUAUUUUGUUCUGUGUCUAUGGGGUUCCAAAGAGGGGGGAUGGGGUUUGAGCUUCCUUUAUUCCCAAGAUUCCAACUAGAACAAGCAAAGGACAUUAAAAGAAGCAUCGAAAUCAAGAGAAAG